GCUGUUUAUAAGGAGAGCUUUUGGCACUCCGCUCUCCUCUUUUCCUCCACCUCAGCUUUGCUUUGCUUCUGGAAUCUUCUACCACCCCCUCUUGUUACCACACUCAGCCUUGAGUGGGGCCUCGAAGGGGGAGGCGGAGAUACCAAAAACGAGAGAGAGAGAGAGAGAGAGAGAGAGAGAGAGAGAGAGUGAGAGAGAGAGAGAGAGGGAGAGAGGUGGUGUGGGAACAGCUCACAGGCUACCAAGCCAGGGAACUCCUUCCAAUUGGAAAAAGGAAGUCUGCUGAUGCUCCUUCUUUAGUUAAAUUUAACAUCCAAGCGUUCCUCUUGGGAGACAAAGAUGAACUUUGCUGAGGCAGAAAGCUCCAAGAGAUACUGCAUCCGAGGGAAACAUGUGGCCAUCAUCUGUGGGGUGGUGGUGGCCGUGGGGCUGAUCGUGGGGCUUUCUGUGGGCUUGACCCGGCCAAAUGGGUGCCCCCCAGAGCAGGGCACGGCCACGACCACUGCCCCCCCACGCUCCACAGAGGGCCCCUCCGCGGAGUCAGAGGUCUGCCCGGCCACUAAUGAUGAGAGUGGAAAAUGGACCAAUUUCAGGCUGCCAGACUUCAUCAUCCCUGUGCACUACGACCUGGAGGUGAGGCCGGUGAUGGAGGAGGACACCUACACGGGCAGGGUGACCAUCUCCAUCAACCUGACCCAACCCAGCAGCCACCUGUGGCUACACCUUCGGGAGACCAGGCUCACCCAGCUCCCAGUGCUCACAGGGCCCUCAGGGCAGCAGGUGCCAGUCAGCAGCUGCUUCCAGUACAAAAAGCAGGAAUAUGUGGUGGUCCAGGCACGAGAGCAGCUCCCACCCAGCGGAAACCAGAGCUUUUACCUCCUGACCAUGGACUUUGCCGGCUGGCUGAAUGGCUCUCUUGUGGGCUUUUACAGAACCACCUAUGUGGAGAAUGGACAAACCAAGAGCAUAGCAGCCACUGACCAUGAGCCAACAGAUGCCAGGAAAUCCUUCCCUUGCUUUGACGAGCCCAACAAAAAGGCGACAUACAACAUCUCUAUCAUCCACCCUAAGGAGUACAGUGCACUUUCAAAUAUGCCCGUGGAGAAACAAGAGGCAGUGGAUAGCAACUGGGUGCGCACGACCUUCCAGAAGUCCGUCCCCAUGAGCACAUACCUGGUGUGCUUUGCUGUGCAUCAGUUUGCAGCAGUGGAGCGGCAGUCCAACAGAGGAGUGCCUCUCAAAGUAUACGUCCAGAAAGAGCAAAGUCACACUGCCCAGUAUGCUGCAGACAUAACCAAAAUUGUGUUCGAUUAUUUCGAAGAAUACUUCGAUAUGAAUUAUGCUCUUCCUAAAUUAGAUAAAAUCGCUAUUCCAGAUUUUGGCACUGGAGCCAUGGAGAACUGGGGGCUUAUCACCUACAGAGAAACCAACCUGCUCUAUGACCCUCAAGAAUCAGCUUCUUCCAACAAACAGAGAGUAGCCAGUGUGGUUGCUCAUGAACUCGUGCACCAGUGGUUUGGAAAUAUAGUGACUAUGGACUGGUGGGAAGACCUGUGGCUGAAUGAGGGCUUUGCUUCCUUCUUUGAGUUCCUGGGAGUAGACCAUGCAGAAAAAGACUGGCAAAUGCGAGACCAGAUGCUUCUUGAAGAUGUGUUACCUGUGCAGGAGGACGACUCCUUGAUGUCCUCGCACCCAAUCGUUGUCACCGUGUCGACUCCUGCUGAAAUCACCUCUGUGUUUGAUGGCAUAUCCUACAGCAAGGGAGCUUCCAUCCUCAGGAUGCUUGAAGACUGGAUCACUCCAGAGAAAUUUAAAUUAGGAUGCCAAAUUUACUUGAAAAAGUACAAGUUCAUGAAUGCCAAAACGUCACAUUUUUGGGAAGCUCUUCAAGAGGCAAGUGGCUUGCCAGUGAAGGAGGUGAUGGACACCUGGACCAAACAGAUGGGCUACCCUGUGCUGAGUGUGACAGGUCAGAAUACCCUCACCCAGAAUCGCUUUCUGUUGGACUCAAAAGCUGAUCCUUCUCAGCCCCCUUCAGAUCUUGGUUACAAAUGGAAUAUUCCUGUUAGAUGGAGUGAAGGCCAGUCAUCAGCAGUUGAAUUAUACAAUAUGUCAAAAACAGGAGGAAUCACUCUGCCAUCUUCCGGAAGUACUUUUCUCAAAAUAAACCCAGAUCAUAUUGGUUUUUAUCGUGUCAACUAUGAAGAAACAGACUGGGGAGACAUAGCUAACAUUCUUCUCCAAAACCACACGAGCUUUUCUUCUGCAGACCGUGCAAGUCUUAUUGAUGAUGCUUUUGCUUUGGCCAGAGCUCAGCUUCUCAAAUACACACAUGCUCUGAACUUGACCAAGUAUCUCACAAUAGAAGAAGAGUAUUUACCCUGGCAGAGAGCUAUCUCUGCAGUCACCUACAUCAUCAGUAUGUUCGAAGAUGAUAAAGAACUGUAUCCUAAGAUUGAGACGUACUUCCGAGAGCAAGUGAAGACCAUUGCAGAUCAUCUGGGAUGGAGUGAUACCGGAGACCACAUCACAAAGUUGCUCCGGGCCUCCGUGUUAGGGCUGGCCUGCAAGAUGCAAGAUCAGGAAGCCUUGAACAGUGCUUCUCAGUUAUUCGAGGAGUGGCUUAAAGGAAAUUUAAGUGUGCCUGUGAAUCUCAGACUUUUGGUCUAUCGGUAUGGCAUGCAGAACUCUGGCAAUGAGACUUCGUGGAACUACACACUUGACCGAUACCAGAAAUCUUCCUUAGCUCAGGAAAAAGAGAAAUUACUGUACGGGUUGGCAUCAGUGAAGAGUGUUAGUCUUCUGUCAAGGUACCUGGAGUUGGUCAAGGACCCAAAUGUUAUUAAAAGUCAGGAUGUGUUCACAGUUAUCAGGUAUAUUUCAUACAACCCGUACGGAAAAAGCAUGGCCUGGAACUGGAUACAGCUCAACUGGGAAUAUCUAGUCCACCGGUUUACACUCAAUGACAGGAACCUCGGCCGCCUUGUCACCAUAGCAGAGCCAUUCAACACUGAACUUCAGCUCUGGGAGAUGGAGACGUUUUUUGCAAAAUACCCAGAGGCUGGAGCAGGAGAAACACCUAGACAACAAGUGUUGGAGACAGUGAGAAACAACAUCGAGUGGCUAAAACAAAACAGAGAAACCAUCAGAAACUGGUUUUCUUGAACCCACUGUUCUGGCCCCAUAGCAUCAUUGCAUCUGGUGACUCUGUUGUUUCUCCUGUAAAACAUUCAGUGGUCUGGUGGACGAGCUCUGCUGUGGGAAUCUUAUACCCAGCUACAGCUUUUGCCGAAUGUGGUUUUGUAUGGCUUGCUAAACUUCUCAGUUGUUCCUCUCUGUUUAUGCAGGAAGAUACUAAUAGACUAGAUGAUGUACUCAGGGAUUUCUUCUAAGUGUUCUUCAUGGGAGAUUCUUUACAAACUGAAGAGGAUCUAAUAGCCAUUUUAAUAUCUUUAAAUAUCAUCCUUUGUAUCUUAAAUCUGUGAAAGUAGAAUCAUUUGGUCUCAGCUUUACAUUUUUAGUACCAGAGAAACGCCGCUUAAUCUUCUCUCUUGAUUGAUUUUUAAAGUUUAAAUACCAGUACUUGAGGGACCAAUAUUACCACCAUAAUCUUUAUUUUAUUAUUCAGAAUGACACAGAUCUAAUAUCACUGUAUUCACAUAUGUCUUACUCCUAUAAGUCCUAUCAGAGUAACCUAGGCUUAAGUUUUACUCAAGAAUUGCAUGGAUCAGCCACGGAAAAGGCUGACUGUUGCCUUUGCUUGCAUACCAUCAACAAGAGAACUUUCUUCUCCUUUUAAAAAUAAAACUGUAUGACUGGC
Molecule: messenger RNA, 3820 nt
Organism: Erinaceus europaeus (western European hedgehog)
Lineage: Eukaryota; Metazoa; Chordata; Mammalia; Eulipotyphla; Erinaceidae
Gene: ENPEP
Product: glutamyl aminopeptidase
Exons: 20
Coding region: 340-3165 (941 amino acids)
Biological process (GO): proteolysis; peptide catabolic process
Cellular component (GO): cytoplasm
Molecular function (GO): metalloaminopeptidase activity; zinc ion binding; peptide binding
Source: RefSeq, a predicted model, not a curated record